Molecule: messenger RNA, 4124 nt
Organism: Megalops cyprinoides (Indo-Pacific tarpon)
Lineage: Eukaryota; Metazoa; Chordata; Actinopteri; Elopiformes; Megalopidae
Product: pleckstrin homology domain-containing family G member 5-like
Exons: 20
Coding region: 624-4124 (1166 amino acids)
Biological process (GO): endothelial cell migration; Rho protein signal transduction
Cellular component (GO): axon; endocytic vesicle; plasma membrane
Molecular function (GO): guanyl-nucleotide exchange factor activity
Source: RefSeq, a predicted model, not a curated record
UGCGCGUGUGAAGAAGACAGGAUAUCCUACUGAAAGUCAAGGGAAGCGCGUAGACCUUAUGUGUCGUGCAUCAACAGGUCAGUGAGCAAGUGGGGAGCCUGCACUCGGAUUUACCCGAGCAUUUACGUUUACAGCUCGGUGUUUACCUCGCAGGCAAUUUUCAGGUGAACGAGGACGAGACUGUUAAGUGAUCGUAGUCGAGGUGGUUACGAUUAAAGUUAACCUAAGAAUAUGGUUUGGAAAGGGGAACAAAGAAUUCCGGUAACAAGCUCGAGUUUUGUCUAAUAAAAUUCAAUGCUUGGAAAAUGACGAACCUCCGAAUAACAAAAGAAUUGUACCCUGUUUUGACAACUGCUUGCAGACGAAUGAGGUGCGAGCAGUGAGCAGAAACAAACGAAAAACACACACAAACUGAAAACUGAAAUUUUUGGAUGCGGGGCUACAUAAUAUCGACAAAACCCGGUUCACUUGCAUAGACACCGCUUUGGAGACUGAAAAGCACCGAGUCAAGUGUCAGUGGCUUAUGCUGGUUGCUGCCGACCCUGAUGUGCUCGCCACCGGCUAUUUCAUGUCUUCUGGAGUCCGCGACCAGGCGAAGGACCAAAGAGCCACUUAAUGCGUAGAUGGUUCCGAACAAGUGGACUAUGAACUCAGUUCUGCACAGAUAUGGGUCACCGCCGAGGAGCUGGCUCGGACUCCGCUUGCGCCUCAACGAAAAGCCCACCCAGGAGGAGAAGGGCGUGGUCUGCCAGCACCCGGACUGCCCCGACCGCCGCCGUGCCGCCAAGGUCUGUCACCACCCGGACUGCCAGGACCUGAACAACAAGAGCCCGCUGAACCUGUGCGAGUCAUGUGACUCCCGCCAUCACCCAGAGGAGUCAGACAGCAUGCACUUUGACCGCCACCCUCGCUUCGACCUGCAGCCGCAAGGUUCCAUCCUGGCCCGGAACGUGUCGACGCGCUCCUGCCCCCCUCGCACCAGACCCCCUUCCGAUCUGGAAGAGGAGGAGGAUGGGGGCAGCGACCGAGGGGAUCGUAAGGCAGGGGGGAUGAAGCUCCCGAAAAAGAAACCUCGGAGACGCCACACAGAUGAUCCAAGCAAGGAGUGCUUCACCCUGAAGUUUGAUCUCAGCGUGGACAUCGACACAGAGAUCGUCCCUGCCGUGAAGAAGAGGACCUUGCGGGAGGUGCUGGGGCCUGUGUUCGAGAGAAAGGGGAUAGAGCUGUCCCGUGUGGACCUGUUCCUGGACCAGUCCAACACCCCCCUCUCCCUCAACUUCGAGGCCUACCGAUUCGGUGGGCACUACCUGAAAGUGAGAGCGAGGCCAGGUGAGGAGCUCAAGGUAGAGCAGGGGGUGAAGGACCUGCGCUCCCUCAGCCUGCCCAACAUGAAGCCUGGGGGCGGCCACAGCCCCUACAUCCUGACGCCCGGGAGCGAGAGGGUGGAGCACGGCUCCCUGGGCCGGCGGGAGAGCGUGGACCUGCUGGGUCAAGCACGUCGCCGCAAGAACAUGACCGAGUUCCUGGGGGACUCCAGCAUUCCGUCCUCAGACUCUCUGGCCCAGCUGGGCGGCUCCCUCCCCAGUGUGGGGACCGGCCCAGACAACUGGAAGAACCGGGCUGCCAGCCGCUUCAGCGGGUUCUUCAGCUCCGGUGCCGUGGCAGGGUCCUUCGGCAAGGAGGUGGACCGUGUGGAGCAGCUGCAGAGUAAGCUGCACUCCUACACCCUGCUGGGUCUGCCCAAGGUGCCCCAGCAGCUCUCCUUCCACCACGACUCCUGGGAGGAGGAAGAGGAGGAGACCAGCCUGGAGCUGGAGGAGAGCUGGCAGCAGCUGCUGGAGAACCCCGAGUCUCUAACCAGGCGGCAGUUCCACCAGCAGGAGGCGAUAUGGGAGCUGCUGCAGACAGAGGCCACCUACAUCAAGAAGCUGCGCGUGAUCACAGAUCUGUUCCUGUGCGGGCUGCUGAACCUGCAGGAGAGUGGGCUCCUGAGCGAGGUGGAGCCGGCACGCCUUUUCAGCAACAUCCAAGAAAUUGUGCGCCUGCAUACGGCUCUGUGGGCCCAGGUCAUGCUGCCGGCGCUGGAGAAGGCCCGGGAGAAUCGCACCCUCCUCAACCCCAUCGACCUGCACCAGGGAUUCAAAACUUUUGGCUCCAGGUUCAAGCCCUACAUCCGUUACUGCAUGGAGGAGGAGGCCUGUAUGGAGUACAUGCGCAGCCUGCUGCGAGACAACGAGCUCUUCAGGAUCUACGUGACGUGGGCGGAGACGCACAAGCAGUGUAACAGGCUGAAGCUGACGGACAUGCUGGUGAAGCCCCACCAGCGGCUCACAAAGUACCCGCUGCUGCUGAAGAGCGUUCUGAAGAAGACGGACGAGCCGGCGGCACGCGACGCCGUCAGCAGCAUGGUGGCCUCGGUGGAGGGCUUCAUCAACAGCGUGGACUCCCAGAUGCGCCAGCGGCAGGAGCAGCAGAAGCUGGCCACCAUUUCCGCCCGCAUCGAGUCCUACGAGGCCGUGGAGGGGGGCAGCGAGGAGGUGGAGAAGAUCCUGCGCGAGUUCAACCGCUUCGACCUGACGGCCCCCAUGGUGGGCACCGCCCCCGAGGAGACGCGGCAGCUCCACCUGGAGGGGGCGCUGCGCAUGAAAGAGGGAAAGGACAGCAGGAUGGAGGUGUACUGCUUCCUGUUUACUGACCUGCUGCUGAUCACCAAGUCGGUGAAGCGCGUGGAGAAGGUCAAGGUGAUCCGGCAGCCCCUCCUCAUCCACAAUGUGGUGUGCAGAGAGCUCAAGGACCCCGGCUCCUUCCUCCUCGUCUACCUCAACGAGUUCCACAGCGCCGUGGCCGCCUACUCCUUCCAGGCCAACAGCGCAGCCCAGGGGCGCAGCUGGGUGGAGGCCAUCUGCAACGUCCAGAACCAGCUACAGAGGCUGCGCUCCGAGGAGCAUGUCCGGCAGCAGGUGACAACCCUUCAGCAGAGAGUGGAGGAGGAGGAGGAGAGCAGCAACUCCGCCGCCAGCUCCCCCUGUCUGAAGCACAAGGAACAGCAGAGUGAAAGCCAAUCUGACGGCUCGACGGAAACACUAUCAGUGGCUGUUAUGGAGGAGACAGCUGGGACCAAAGAUUCUUCGUCUCUCCGGACAGACUCCGGGGACUCUUUUGGAGAGCGCUCAGCGUCUGAGAUUGAGAGCCCUUCCCCCUGUUCAAUGACCCUGACCUCCGACCCCAGAGGACUCCAGCAGCUUCUCCCCAUAGAGGAGGGGGUCAAGCCUGAGAGGUCUGAGGGCCCAGGCGGCCUGGACAUAGAUGGUCAGUGUCGCUCACUAUCCAUGGACAGCGCCUACGGGACCCUGUCCCCCGAGUCACUGCUGAGAGAGCUGCACCUGAGGGCGAGGCCCAGCCAGAGCGAGGGGGAGGAGACCGAGGGCGAGGAGGUGGAGCAGGAGGAGGAGGACGAGGACGACACAGCAUCCAGCAGCUCCCAGCUCUCGGUGGGCCACUCCCUCAAACCGCGGCGACGCCCCCCGUUGCAGCCCCGCCCCCACUGCCUGCAGAUCUUUGCCCUCAGGUCCCGCUCUGAGGACAACCUGCUUCAGAGGCUCCACCAGCACCCCGGUCCCAGCACGCCGGACGCCGGCCAAGAGACGCAGGCGCAGGGGAGAGGGGAGAGGGGAGUCAGCAAAAGCCUGUCCCACCUCUGUAAGCACAGGUGCCAAAGCACAGAGCUCAUCUUUCAGGCAGACACGGGGCAGCCCGACACCGGCAAGGACCCCAUGACCCACAGCACCCCCUCAGACAAACUGACCGACACCUUGAGGAGGGCCGAGGCCCGGCAGAUCCAAAGGGCCCUGUCCUGCGACAGCAGCAGGAGCUGCCCCUGCAGUCGGGCCAGCAGCAGCGGGUCGGACAGCGAGUCGGCGCCCGCUGCCUUUCAGGAGGGGAAGUACUACCUGGGGGACGGCAUCCCGGAGGAGGACGCCCCCAUCGAUGUGGACUCCGGGACAGCCAGGAGGUCACCCAGCGAGCUUCACGGCUCCUCCCAGCAGCACAAGAAACUGACCCUGGCUCAGCUGUACAGGAUACGUACCACCCUGGUGCUCAACUCCACGCUCACAGCAUCGUGA